UAUAACUCUGCCACAGAGCCAAAAACGACUUCUUAAGCUUCGAUUCCAUGGCAACUCUCACCGGUUUCUGCUUCAACACAGUGGAUUUCACCUUCAAACCUCGCCAAAUCCCUAGAAUUCUCUUCUCCGACCCCAAGCGAGGCAGGAAUCCAUGCUUGCUCUGCAGAAAAAGCUUUCGAAGGGACCGAGCUCACCUCUCCUUGAGAAAUUUCGAUAGGUUUAGGUGUUUUAGUACUAAUGACAAUGACAAUGGUGCCGAAGAUACUAAGAGCUCUACCUCCACUUCAAAUGACUCCGCAGCCUCCACCACUUCGACAACGGCGACAACGGAACCCCCGGAAGAGGCCGAAGAGACACCGCAGACAAAGCUUGAGUCCGAGAAGCCUGCUCCGGUUUCUUCCAGGCCACCAACACCACCAUCAUUUGGACCAGCUUACAGCAAUUUCCAAGUUGACUCUUUUAAAUUGAUGGAGCUUCUUGGACCAGAGAAGGUUGAUCCUGCAGAUGUAAAGCUCAUUAAGGACAAGCUCUUCGGGUAUUCUACAUUCUGGGUGACCAAAGAAGAGCCUUUUGGAGACCUUGGUGAGGGUGUUCUUUUUGUUGGGAAUUUGAGGGGGAACAGAGAAGAAGUGUUUGCCAAACUCCAAAGUCAGCUGGUUGAGGUCACUGGUGACAAGUACAACCUUUUUAUGGUGGAAGAACCCAACUCAGAAGGUCCAGACCCACGUGGAGGGCCACGUGUUAGCUUUGGCCUGCUGCAGAAAGAAGUCUCAGAACCAGGUCCAACGACACUUUGGCAAUAUGUAAUAGCUCUCUUGUUAUUCCUUCUUACAAUUGGCUCUUCUGUGGAAUUAGGAAUUGCAUCUCAGAUCAAUAGUCUUCCACCAGAGGUGGUGAAAUAUUUCACAGAUCCAAAUGCAGUUGAGGCACCAGAUAUGGAGCUGUUAUUCCCAUUUGUUGAUUCUGCUUUGCCCUUAGCAUAUGGUGUGUUGGGGGUUCUGCUAUUCCAUGAAGUUGGGCACUUUCUGGCUGCAUUUCCCAAAAAAGUAAAACUUAGCAUUCCUUACUUCAUUCCUAAUAUCACCCUCGGAAGUUUUGGUGCUAUCACUCAGUUUAAAUCCAUUCUUCCGGAUCGGAGUACACAAGUUGACAUAUCACUUGCGGGGCCAUUUUCUGGUGCUGCAUUGUCCUUUUCAAUGUUUGCUGUUGGUCUGCUGCUUUCAUCUAAUCCUGAUGCCACGGGAGACCUGGUGCAGGUUCCAAGCAUGCUGUUUCAAGGCUCUUUGCUUCUUGGGCUCAUCAGUAGAGCCACUCUCGGUUAUGCGGCAAUGCAUGCUGCAACGGUUGCAAUUCAUCCUCUUAUGAUUGCUGGCUGGUGUGGCAUAACAACAACUGCUUUUAAUAUGCUUCCAGUUGGAUGUCUUGACGGCGGAAGAGCCGUGCAGGGCGCUUUUGGAAAAAAUGCUCUAGUUGGCUUUGGUUUGACAACUUACACGAUGCUUGGAUUAGGAGUGCUUGGCGGACCUCUAUCGCUUCCAUGGGGAUUGUAUGUGCUCCUCUGUCAGAGGGAUCCAGAAAAGCCUUGCUUGAACGAUGUAACAGAGGUUGGGACAUGGAGGAAAGCGUUUGUUGCAGUGGCUAUCUUCCUAGUUGUGCUAACACUUCUUCCGGUAUGGGAUGAGCUCGCAGAGGAGCUAGGUAUAGGUCUUGUAACUACUUUUUGAUUUUAUAAAAUAAAGUAUCAUAUCAAAUUCAAUUUUGACUCUAAUCAAUUUCCAUGGUCAAAGUUCCAUAUGCAUAUACAACCUUGUAAUUAUCAUUCUUAUUUUAUUUUAUUUUUAAAUGAAAAUUAUUAGCUUUUAGUA
Humulus lupulus (European hop) is the source of this 1865-nucleotide messenger RNA. RefSeq names its product probable zinc metalloprotease EGY1, chloroplastic. Gene Ontology annotation, biological process: proteolysis. The record is from RefSeq and is a predicted model, not a curated record. The transcript has 10 exons. Lineage: Eukaryota; Viridiplantae; Streptophyta; Magnoliopsida; Rosales; Cannabaceae. The coding region runs from base 48 to 1724 and encodes 558 amino acids.